UCUGGCACUGUGCCAGUUUCAAGUAGUAACACACAGGGAAAUGUGAACCCUGGAUUUGGACCAAAUACUCCACAAAGGACUAAUCUUCAGCAAAAUACUGAUUCUCCUCUGAUUAAACAAUUACUGCAGCAGAAAAUGCAGCAACCUUUGCGUUCAGGGGAACAUGGUAUGAUACCUCCCCCGCCUUAUCCUCAACAGCAACAACAUCAGCAAAACUUACAACAAUUGCCUCAACAGAAUGUUUUGCAACAACAGUAUCCACAACAGCAAGUGGUACAGCAACAGAAUUGCAUGCAACAACGUAUCCACAACAGCAAGUGGUACAGCAACAUCAACAGGUUAUACAGCCAAAUGUAAUGCAGCAACAGGUUGCCCAACACAAUGUUAUGCAACAGCAACAAAUGUCUCUGCAACCAAAUAUAAUGCAGCAGCAGAAUUCUCAGGGGAAUGUUGGGCCACAGCAAAUGUUGCAACAACAACAUUUAGCGCAACAAAAUCCUGCUCAGCAGUCAUUGUCUCAAAAUAACCCAGCUCAGCAACAGCAGAAUACAAUGCAACAACAUUCUCAGAUUGUUCUACCAGGUUUAGUGCAAGUCCCGCAAAGUAUGACUCAACAACAACAACAAUGUUCACAGCCACAAGUGAUGCAGCAACAACAAUCAGAUUGGACCCAAAACUGUACACAAGAACAGUAUCAGCAGCAACAUCAGUGGAACACACAACGACAAAACUGGCAGAAUCAUUCUCCAGGAUACCAGCAGCCUAACCAGAACAGACAACCUCAAAAUAUGGUGUAUCGAAAUCAACUUUCUAUUGCAUAUCAAGGUCAGACAACCCAGAAUCAGAGUGUACCAGCACAGAACUGGCAGAACCAAAACCAGAACCAGAACCAGUCUCAGCAGCAACAAUCAGCGACAGGUCAAGUCAACUCAAUAAAUCAGUGGAACAACCCAUCAUGGCAAUCCAGUCCUCACAGGCCACCAACACCUCAAAGUCCGCUGGGUCCUAGACCCCCACCACCCCCAUACAAAGCUGCUCGGUCACCGAAAAGAUCACUGAGUACAGGUAGACGUACACCGCAGAAGAAUAUGUCGCCAAGAAGUAGGAGUUUGUCACCCAGGAGUUUAUCACCCCGCUCUGUUGAUAGUACCACUAUGAUAUGUGGUAAGGAGGAACAAGCCAGAGAUGUGAUAGGAUCAGAGUUACACCUAGAAGAUAAAGAACAAAUUAUUGAAUUAGUGGAAAACACAGCUGUUAUCGAAGAAAAGGAAAAUGCUGACAUGGUGAAUAACAGUCAAAAUGCACUUGAGAAUCGUAUUAAAGUAAGUGCAGUUGACGCACCUUCGGGUCAGCGAGAUAAACUUGGAAAGGACUUGCCUCUUUGUGCAGAAGACAAAGAACAUGCAAUACAACUGUUACAGAUUGAGAUUGCAGCAAAAAAAUCAGCAGAAAAUAAUAUGGAAGUUGAUCGUGAUGAUAGGAAAGAGGAACCCAUGGAAAUGGAGAACAUUAAGACCAUUGUUGAUGUAAAAGAAAAUGCAAUAUCAAACAAAACUGUGGUCAAUGUGGUUAUAGUAAAUGGUCCAAGUGUGCCGAGCAAAGAGUUUGAUAAUGUCAAAGAAAUUAAUGAGAAACUUAGUGGAAUGUCAAAAGACCUUGUGAAAGAUGUGUUUAAUAAAAGUCUUUCACAUGAUAAUAUAAUUAACGGGUAUUGUGACGGGGAUAAUCUGAAAAUAAGUGCAGAAGAUAAAGACGUUAUUGUAAACAGAGUAGAGCAUGACCUUAAACAAAAAGGGCAGGGGGACUCGCCGGAAACUAACAACACCAAGAAAAAUGGACAUAUUAUUGAAAAUGGACCAAGUAAUAAAAACAGCAUUCCAUCCAGUAAGUGUAAAGUAGUCAAUCAGAAUUCGUUUUAUAGAGACAUACGUGAGCAUCUGCCACCUGGGACUUUGCCUUCAGCCACUCAGGUGGGCUCCUUUAAAAAUAAUGAUGUAACAACCAGUCAGGUGCCAGUGUUAUGCUCCAAUCAAAUUAGUGAAAGCAAUCAAAACUCUGUGGUGGGAGACACUCUGGAUAUGGUGUCUGAAAAUGGGGAUGUUUUAGCUCAGGGAAUUAGCACAAAGCAACCUAAUAAUGACAAUUCUGCUGCAAACAAAGUUGAUAAUCUUGAACUAUGUGGCAAUGAGGAACAUGCCAGUGUAGCAGCAACACUUGGCCAAGGACCAAUAUUGCAGAAUACAAAUAUACCAGCAGCAGACAAUAAACCUAUCAAGAGAUCAAAUGAGGAUCCUAUUGAUUCAAAUAUCCCUAAUAAAAUAAGUGCAGUUGAACAGCUUCCUGAUGUAAAGCAAGAACAUUAUAAUAAAGAUGGAGAUGUGUCAUCAGUCAGUACGAGUUUACCGACACCUGAUGAAGUUGUUUCAUCAGUGAGUAAGAGUUUGCCGACACCUGAUAAUGAUGUGUCGUCAGUUAACACAAGUUUGUCAACACCAGUUAAAGUAUCAACACCACCACCACCACCACCUCCCGGACUCCAAAAACCUAAUAAUAUAUGCAUAUGUGCUUGGAGUAACUGUUCUAGAGCUUUCAAUUCACCAAAGGGUUUGUAUAGCCAUGUUAUCAAAAGCCAUGUAUCUCGGGAAGAAUACCAAGGUGUGUGUUUAUGGCAAAAUUGUGACCGAAUACGACGGCAAAUAUGGUCAUGUGUCAGUCAUAUACAGGAAAAGCACUGUAAUGAACGUGCACUGAUGGAGGCAGCAACAAAGAGGGCUGAAUUAGCAUCUAAAGGUACAGAGGUGAACGAUGAAAUGCAACAGACUCCUACAUCAUCAUCAUCAUCGCAAGCACCACAGCAGCCAUUGAUUUACAAUGCACAUACAGCGUUCCAUGCCAUCAGACGAAGUUUGAAUGUGCCAACACUGAAGGAACUACUG
Molecule: messenger RNA, 2936 nt
Organism: Saccoglossus kowalevskii
Lineage: Eukaryota; Metazoa; Hemichordata; Enteropneusta; Harrimaniidae
Biological process (GO): regulation of DNA-templated transcription
Cellular component (GO): SWI/SNF superfamily-type complex
Molecular function (GO): DNA binding
Source: RefSeq, a predicted model, not a curated record